UAGGAGUAAUUAACAACUCAACCGCAGUGGUGCGCCACCGUCGCAGACCGUCUAGACCGACUCCAGUACAUCCAGUUCCAGCUAUAGCCAUGGUGUCUGUCUUUGUCGUCACGGCGCUCCUAGUAGCCUCCGGUCACUGUCUGCCAGUCCUAGAUGCCCCAGGAUGCCCAGAGCAGUACGGAGUCCAGACCUACGAGCACCCAGAGGCUUGUGACCACUUCUUCAAGUGUACCAAUGGAACUUUGACCUUGGAGCAGUGUGAGAAUGGUCUCCUGUACGACGGCAAGGGCAACGUCCACAACCACUGCAACUACCACUGGGGAGUAGAGUGUGGAAACAGGAAGGCAGUUUUGGUACCAGAGUCCUCACCAGGCUGUGAGUACAAGUUCGGUAUCUACCCAGAGAGCUCCUCCUGCAGCACCAACUACAUCAAAUGCGAGCACGGGUACCCUUACCAGACACCCUGUGAGCCCGGCCUGGCCUACGACGACAAGACUCACUCCUGUAACUGGCCUGAUAUGCUGCUCGACCAAUGCAACCCUGAGGCCGUGCUCGGAUUCAAGUGCCCAGACAAGGUCGACCCUCACUCUGUGGCAGCCAAGUUCUGGCCCUUCCCAAGGUUCGCUGUGCCCGGAGACUGUGAGCGUCUCAUCACCUGUGUCAACGGCUACCCCCGACUGAUCACCUGUGGAGACGGCAAGGUCUUUGACGAGUCCACCCUUACCUGCGAGGAGCCUGAGGACGCUAGGUCCAAGUGUGGUUUCGGCAAGAAGUAAAUCAACGCAGAAUAGGAAAUAGCCUGGAAUUGGAGAAAACUACAUCAGAAGAUCUAAUACCUCCAAACAAGUCAUGAUAUACAUCAACAUAUCAAAUAAUAUAAAAACUACCAUGUAAAUUGUUUAUCACUGUAAAUUGUACUAUAAAUAGUUGAUGUGAAUAGUU
This is a messenger RNA of Macrosteles quadrilineatus (aster leafhopper), 942 nucleotides long. RefSeq names its product protein obstructor-E-like. The transcript is spliced from 5 exons. Gene Ontology annotation, cellular component: extracellular region. NCBI's taxonomy places the organism in Eukaryota, Metazoa, Arthropoda, Insecta, Hemiptera, Cicadellidae. The coding region runs from base 90 to 776 and encodes 228 amino acids. Gene Ontology annotation, molecular function: chitin binding. The record is from RefSeq and is a predicted model, not a curated record.